AUGAAACCAAUCAUCGACAACACAACUCAAGAUUGGUUUGCUCUUCAAGGUCAAGAACAAAAUGGAUGGACAGGCAUUCAAUUUAAACGUUAUUUUGAUACUUGUGAUCCAAUGGAUGUUCCUAUAAAAUCUGGCACGAACAUUCUCAUAUUUGCCUAUGGUCUUGUUGAUCUUGAUUUGUGUCAAUCAAACGUCGAUAUUAUGUAUCAUGAGAAUCGAAGAGGUACUCGUAUAUUACCACUCGUAUGCCGAUCAACCAGCAAAUGA
Molecule: messenger RNA, 267 nt
Organism: Rotaria sp. Silwood2
Lineage: Eukaryota; Metazoa; Rotifera; Eurotatoria; Philodinida; Philodinidae
Source: the annotation of a GenBank genome assembly